Molecule: messenger RNA, 1142 nt
Organism: Saimiri boliviensis boliviensis (Bolivian squirrel monkey)
Lineage: Eukaryota; Metazoa; Chordata; Mammalia; Primates; Cebidae
Source: RefSeq, a predicted model, not a curated record
AGAGCAGAACCCGGAACCGGAGUGCCUGCCCUGCUGGGGGCCGGAGGGAGGGCGGCGCAGCGGACCCAAGUGGACCGGAAGGGAGCGUGAACGUGUGGCAUCCUCCUCAGAGGGCCCAGCGUUGCCUUCGCCAACAUCAUGAAGUUUCGCGCUAAGAUCACAGGCAAGGGCUCUCUAGACCUGUUCAUCCAAGUCAGCAGCACCUUGGCGAGACUGGUGAAGGUCUGCGUGCUCCGCGUGUGCCCCGACAGGAUGUGUUUCGGCUCCGUGGGCUCAGGCGGCCUUCAGGAGGCCAGGCUGUGGUGCGAGGUGCAGCAGCGGGCCUUCCAGCAGUUUCGCAUGGAAGGUGUCUCGGAAGGGCUCAAUGAGAUCCAUCUGGAGCUGACGGCGGAGCACCUGUCCAGGGCAGCGAGAAGCGCGGCGGGCGCGUCCUCACUGAAGCUGCAGCUCACCCACAAGCACUGCCCCUGCCUCACCGUGGUGGUGGAGCUGGCCUCACCCCUGGGCCGUGUUCGCAGCGUGAUGCACGAUCUGCCCGUGCGGGUGCUUCCCAGAAGAGUGUGGCGAGACUGCCUGCCGCCCAGCCCGCGCGCCUCGGACGUGAGCAUCCACCUGCCGCGCUGGAGGACGCUGAGGAGCAUCGUGGAGAGGAUGGCGAACGUGGGCAGUCACGUGCUGCUGGAAGCAAACCUCAGUGGCAGGAUGACCCUGAGCAUAGAGACGGAGGUGGUGUCUAUUAAAAGUUAUUUUAAAAAUCUUGGAAACCCUCCAAAGUCGGCUGUUGGUGUGCCUCAAAACAGAGACCUGGACAGCAUGGUGCAAGUGCGGGUAGAUAAUCGGAAGCUUCUGCAGUUUUUGGAGGGUCAGCAAAUAAAUCCUACAACGGCUUUAUGCAAUAUUUGGGACAAUACUCUUCUUCAUCUUGUUUUGGUUCAAGAAGAUGUCUCUCUUCAGUAUUUCAUUCCUGCCUCGUAAAAAUUCAGCCAGCUUAGAUUUUUUUUUUUUUAAGCUUAAGAACUUUUCAAAACUGAAACAGACUCUGAGUUAAUUGGUUUGAAAGUUUGUGCCUUCUCUGACUUAAUGCUAGGCGUAUAUUUUGUUGAGCCCUUCCUCCUUUGCAGAAUUUGUAUUAAAGCAUUGAU